ACAACCAGGUGUUUUCAGUUCAAGUUACCUUUGCUGAACAAGAUUCUCAGUUCCUCAGUUGUUUCGUGACCUUUCACUAAGAGCACAAGAUUUAUUAUAACAAUUGUAUAAGAAUAUGUUCGUAAAUUUGACAGCGAGAAUUAGUGAUUCGAAGUGAAACUUUGGGUGAUUUAAAUACCUGAUUAGAUAAGAAUUUGCUUAAAAACCGUCAUGGCUGCCACGCAGAUAGUUUUAACAUUGUUUUUUGCAAGUCUCUUGAAAAUAUCUUCAGAAAGAGAACACAAGGUUCACAAUAUAGUCCUUUAUCCUGAAAAACACUCUUGGUGCCAAAUAACACCGAUCCAACAAAUUAUAGCAGCACCUGGUUAUGAAUCAGUAACGAUAGAUAAUAAUGUAUGUGUUGGUGCAUGUUAUAGUUACUCCAUACCAAGAACUCAACCUGCAGAGCCGGGAGAGUUCAUCGGGCCGUAUUGCGAUAGCUGUCAACCAUCUGAAAUUAAAUGUUACCACGUAAAUCUGAAGUUGAUUGAGAAUUUAGACGCGCCCAAAGUUCUCCAAAAACGAGUGCAAAUUAUUACCAAAUGUUCUUGUCAAAGUUGUGAUACGAUCAGAACAGAAGAUUGUGAAAUUACGGAUGGCAGUACGGUAGAAUUGCCGCAAAAUCUUUUUACCAUCGAUAAAAAUGGAAAUAAAACCUUCAGCGAAGAACUUCCGGAUCUUCUUGAUAGAAACGAUACUUACCAUCCCAAUUUGAAUAUCGAAAACGAUAUUAAAAAGCAAAAGUAUAAGAAAUGGUUCGAAAGCCAUCAAAAUGAAAUUGAGAGAACUUAUAGCUCGGAUUUAUAUAAGUUAUUCUUGAAACAAAACAGAGAUAACAAUUUAAAAAUAGAAGAGGAUUUAGAUGAACUCAAUUUACCUCCCACUUUUGGACUCGAAGGUAAUCCAAGCGGUCUAAAAGGAAAUCAUAUCGGAAUGGGGUUAUCGAAAAAAAAUCACAAGGAUUUGGAAGCUGAAAGUGAUGAGGAUACUGAUUCGGAUGAAAUUAGCACACAUCCGAACGAAAUCGUGGUUGUACCUGGUACUGAAGUGAAGCAUCGGGAUAUUAAAUCUGGAGAAUUGACUGGCUUGAAAUCGCAUCAAAACCAUCAUCAUAUUGGCGAAGAAGAACUCAUUGGAAUGAAUGUUGUACAUAUGAUAAAAGGACCCCAUGGAAGUUUAGUAGCCGCUCCAGUAGAAGCGAAAUUACAAAUUGAUUCUGAUGCCUUACAACCCAAUAGUGAAGGAGUUGUCAUAGACUACGGACCUGCAGACAAUAAACCAAGUAAAUUGGAUGAACUAUUCCAGAAUUAAAAAGACACAAAUAUGAAAAAACAAUAAAAAAAUUGUUGGUAAUUACACAAAAAAAUAUGAUUUAAUUUUAAAAUAUUUUUAUAUUAAAUAUUUAAUAUAAUUUUCGUUUUUUGUGUCGGUUUGUUUAAAAUUUUUAAUUUCUAUUCAUAUUUCAUUGAGGCUAUGUAAACAAAACGACAUGAAGAAUGUAAGAAUCUAGUCUCAAAAUUUUUAGAAUGUUAUCUAAAAUGUUUAAUAUGUGGCAAAAUAUCUUAACUCCCAUGCAAAUUAUCUAAGGCGAAAUAAUUAGAAUUCAGUAAAUUUGAGCACGAAGGGCUUUUCGGAAAUUGUGAUCUUAGAUCAGAUAGAUAACCUGAUUGCGCAUCCGAUCCAGAAAUAGAUUUUUAUCGCUAUUUAAGAACCGCACGCUCUGUUUUCUAUUCUAAUUUCAACCUUAUUAGUCAGCCUACAAAAAUUAGGUGCCAAUUUAGUAUCUUUACACUUAAACAGCGUCAAAUGCAAUCACGUCAUCUGAAAUUGAUGUAGCGUUAAAUGUGAAGGACGUCAAAUUUCAACCUUAGGGUUCUGAGAAGGAAUUUGUAUGGAUGUUAGAAAAGAAGAUGAUAAUUGUGGAUUUUUACAAAACACUCGGUGUCUUAUCACUUUAAUCCAUCUUUAAUGAUCAAGUUAUGGUGCUAAAGUCAAUUGAACAUGAAAAGAUACACACUAAAUGAAUGGGUACCUUAUGGUUCUUAAACGGAGUUUGUAUCGAUGCUAGAAAACAUGAUAACAAUUAUGAAUUUUAAUAAAACACUCUGUGUCUUUUCUUAUUACAUUCAUCCAUCGUUAAUGAUCAAUUUUUGAUGCUAAAGUCUGUUGAACAUGAAAGGAUACACACUAAAGGAAUGCGUUACCUUAUGGUUCUCAAACGGAGUUUGUAUCGAUGCUAGAAAAGAAUAUAAAAAUCAUGGAAUUACGCCAACACUCUGUAUCUUUUCUCACAACAUUCAUCCAUCUUUAAUGAUCAAUUUUUGAUGCUAAAGUUUGUUGAACAUGAAAGGAUACACACUAAAGGAAUGGGGUACCUUAUGGUUCUCAAACGGAGUUUGUAUCGAUGCUAGAAAACAUGAUAACAAUUAUGGAUUUUAAUAAAACACUCUGUGUCUUUUCUUAUUACAUUCAUCCAUCUUUAAUGAUCAAUUUAUGAUGCUAAAGUCUUUUGAACAUGAAAUGAUACACACUAAAGGAAUGGGGUACCUUAUGGUUCUUAAACGGAGUUUGUAUUGAUGCUAGAAAACAAUAUAACAAUCAUGGAAUUACGCCAACAUUCUAUAUUUUUUCUCAUUACAUUAAUCCAUCUUUAAUGAUCAAUUUUUGAUGCUAAAGUCUGUUAAACAUGAAAGGAUACAUACUAAAGGAAUGGGGUACCUUGUGGUUCUUAAACGGAGGUUGAAUCGAUGCUAGAAAAAAAGAUAAUAUUUGUCGGUUUUCAUAAAACAUUUUGUGUCUUUUCCAAAUAAAAGAGGUCAAGCGCAGGAAAGCAGAACGUAUAAAGUAAUCGGUAUAUUCUCGCCAUUGAAAGAUCCAAAUCUUAGAUCUCUUUUAAUAAAUGAUGAUUCUAUGUCAUAAAUUUCAAUGCAACUAUGAAUAAAUAUCUAAAUAAUUUAUUAUGAAACUUUUUGAAACAUCAGUCAACAGCUGCUAACUUAAUCUUUUUCGCUACAUGUAUCGAUUAAUUUUCAUCCGACUAAUCAAACCAAUUCACUUUAAUAUCCGCUAAAAAAUGCUACCCAAAGUUUAGCUUUAAUGUGUUGCUUUUUACAUUUAACGGUACAUAUAUUCCAGAUGGCUUUCUAAUCUAAUAAUCUAAUUGUUAUAGAACAGUGCCUUGAUAGAGACAGUGUGGCCAAAUGAGAGUGGCCGCAAUGUUUAACCCAAACUACGACACAAAAUAAAUUAUUUUCGAAAUUUUUUUACUUAAAAAUACUAUUGAUUCCUUGAAAAGUUUUUAAUUUACAAUGGGAAAAUAUAAAUUACCAUUACAAAUAGCCACUGCAAUUCAUAGUUACGUGACUGAAUUUGACGUACGAAUUUAAAGUCAAGCGUCAGAAAGUAAUUGCUACUUUAUGGUAUUUCUGUGUUUAUAAACCUUUAUUCAGUUGUAUACUAGAUUUUAUCCACGACUGUUGUAUAAUGUACACAUCGUACAUCAUUGUACACAUUGUACAUCUGCUUGCUCUAUCUCAAUAAUCACGGCAGUGAUUAAGGAAUCAUCAAUCACUGCUAUCAAAUGCUUUAAUGUUUUAGCUGUGUUAUAAUAUAUGGUUUUGAUACAAAAAAUCGGUUUUUAUAAUAUUAGCAUGUAAAACACUACUGAAUAUUCUCAAUUCAGUUCUGUACAUAUUAAAAAAAAUGUAAAAGUAAUUGUUCCUAAACUAGACUCGAACCCGUGACCUACAGUUGUAUACAUGGAACAUUAACAUUGAGCUAUUAGAGACAUUUGUAUAUGUGUUUCUCAACGUACUAUGGGUUUUGAAACAAUCUAUAAAUUGAAGUACCUUUUAAAACAACUUAAAUUUGACUUAAACCUGUCAACAUUAUUUUAUGUUUAGAUUUCUCAGUGUUUAGAUAUCUUACAGCAAAUUAUAUUAAAACAUCAACUAAAAAGGAUAUAAAAAAUGAAAAAGACUUUUCGUUAACACUACCAGAAAUUAGAGGAGUUGCUGAAGUUGCCUCAUAAAAAAACUAAUACAUAGAUUUUUAUGUUGAUUAUUUUGAAGAUAUUAUAAAAUUUUUAAAAUUUUCGAUAAAAAUGUACUAUAUUCUAAUGAAAAAUGAAAGAUUUGUUAAAAUAAAAUAGUGUUUCUAAUAACAAAAUUUUUCAACAAAAAAAUAUUUCGUAGUCGUGGAUAAAGUAUAGUAUUCUACCCGAGUUUAAUGAGUUAUAUUAACCUUCAAUAUACACUUGUGAAUAAUAUACUAUUAAGUUUUAAAUAAAAAUUAUUGCGCAAUUUUUUCUUGCUCUUUGAUUCGUACCAAUUCAAAACAUGAUCAGGUUAUUCACGUCAUCAUUUCCGAAAAGUCCUCAACUAACUUCUUAAUAUAAACGGAAAAAUAUAUCAUCAAAUGUAUUAUCCUUACAUUUGAUUCACUUUUAUGAUUUUUAGACUAACUUUCUGUAACAUCAAAAUUACGACAAUUAUUAUAAUCUUUAACCUUGGAACAAAUUAAGCUCAUGUCAUAUCUCAAAACUCCUUAUCGAUUGUCUAACGACAUUUUGCCAUUUUUCCCAAAUGAAGUGUGUCAUACAUAUUCAAUAUACUAUAUAUACGUAAAAAAUAGUCCUUAGCGUGUACCUACUUUUAAAAUAAUAAUUCAUUUUCAUCUUUCACAUACAGCUUUAAUUACAGUGAAUUCGCACACCGUUUUUAGAAGAGUAAAGCGCCAAAUGUAGUAUCUACAUUCAAUGUUAUAAAAAAUGUUAUAUACAAUGCGGUUAAUCUGUCGUCAAGUGACUCGACAAUUCUUGUAUAGUGAGACCCUGCUAAACAUACGUAGAUAAAUGAAUACUGUGUUUUAUACAUUUUCUGCAGCCGGUAAGAACUCUCGGAAGAUGAAUAACGGUUACUUAAGGUCGAUUUCCAAUAGAGUAAAAACUCUCCUCUCAAUGAUAAGGGGCUUAGUUGAAAGUAAAAUUACAUUUACCAAAUUAGAAAUCACUCUUUCUGUGCAGGUCAUGUAUCAAUGAUUUUAUAGUCGCUUUCAGCUAUAACCUCCCAUCAAUGAUUCAAAAAUGUACCUUUUAUUCUUCCAUUCUAUCGAUUUGAACAAGUUCGUAAACAACUUGGGCGAGCUUAACUUCUCUCUCACAGCGAAUCUGCAAACAAUUACUGACAGUUUCGAAACAAACUUUAUACAGGAAAACUCCUAAAUAUUUGUAACAUAACCUCUACUUGAUUCGCUGAUUUAUAUUUAAACUGUUACCUAAAAGUCUCCAGAACAUUAUUCCAGAUUUUGAUACUAUCAUUGAAAAAAUAGUUUUUUGGUUCAACUCUCUUUUCCAGUGCGCUCUGAAAUCAGAUACUGAAUGAAUAAAAUUGAACAUUAGUCAAAAUUAUCCUUGAUACUCUUUUUCAUUAAAUUUGUGACAAAUAAAUGGUUUGUAUUAAUAAAUUAAGUUAAUUUUGAACGUAUAAACUCGAUCUAGAUUCGUAGCGGUUCCUUUCAGAAGCCAGAGGUCCAUGUUUGUUUUCCACAAUCUGGAAACUUAGUCUACUACAUAACAUCCCCCUAUCUUUUCACUUUUUCUAAUUCUGCUAUUUCUUCACAAUAAACCACCGUGUCGUCUCCUAGCAAUUGCUUAAUUGUUUCUUCUUUUCCAUUACACUCUUUACAAUAGUUGUCCGGUGUUUGUUUUACCAAUAAUUAUCUUCUUGUUGAGUUUCUUUUUUUUUCUCUUCAAUGAUCCUCGGAUAUUGUGCAAUUACUUCUAUUUCACCAAAUAUCCUGAUGUUUAGCUGUGAUUCCUGAGGCAAUAAUAUAUUACAACAAUUCCAUCGGUAAAUACUGUAACUGUCUCUUCGACAUUCUCUCCCUUCCUACCACUUAUUGCAAGCCCAUCUACUUUGAGAUUUUCUUUACCUUCAAAAACUCAGCAGAGGUUUACUUUACCUUAUUACCAUUUUUGAUUCUGUUGAUUUAUGGCUACCUGAUAGAUUGUUGUGUUUCUGCUUGAUUCACAGUUUGGCAAACUUCUCCAUGACGUAAAUGUCUUCUUGAAAUAUAUUAAAUCCAGUUUUCAGUUAAUACGACUUCUCUCUCAAUAUUUUUUUCAUGGUUAUACAUGUGGUUCAAUUUCGUAGUUUCCAAAUUUAUAUAUCAGAAUAAAAUUGGAGGCCAUCACUGCUAUCUAAUUUCUCAGCUUAAAAUAGUUAUUUAUGAUAUGAGUGUUAAAUGUGAUGUUUUAUUUUGUGAGGGAAAAAUUUUAUAAAAUGAACGAACUGAACAAUUUUGUGAACAACAUAAAAUCACAUUUAAUAGAAAUAGCACACAACAUUUUUUCUAUAGCUGCCCUGUUUUGAUAAGAUAAAAUAAGAAAAUUUGGAAUGACAUUAAACAUAAAACCGUGUUAAAACUAUUUAUCCACAACUGUUGUAUAAUGUACUCAUUAUAUGUCUAUUUGCUCUACCUUAAUAAUACCCAUUAAUCACAGCAGUGAUUAAUGAAUCAAUAAUCACUAUUGUCAGAUGCUUCCUUGAUUUAGUUAUAUUAAAACUUUUUGCUACAAAAAUCGGGAUUUUCAAAUUCUCUCUUGUAAUUUCAAUUCAAUUCUGUACAUAAAAAGUGAAUUGUGAAGACACGGUGCAUAUUCAUUGAGCCAUCAUCCACUUAAAAUGUGCAUGUCGUAUAUCUUGCUUUUGAAACAAAAUAAAUUUGUUUUGAACCUGUCAACAUUAUUGUUUGUUUGUAGAGAUUUCUCGGUGUUUUGAUAUUUUGUAUUGAAUUGCGUUAAAUAAAUCAACCAAAAAUGAAGAUCAGUUUUUUUAACACCACCAGAAAUAAGAUAAGCUGCUGAGGUAGCCUCAUUAAAUUUAUUACAGGAGAAGUUAUGAAAAGUUCAUAAUAUGGCCUAUGAAUGUUUGUUGACUGGCAAAAAAAGAAAACCACUUCAUUCUCUGGAUCGACUUUGUUAGUAUUACUUUACAGAAUUAUCGGCAAAAUAUCAAUCUUCAAUUCUAUGGACCUAUUAUUCAAUGUUUAGAAAUACGAUCACCUUACAUGAAGUAUACAUUUAGAGAAUUAUAAAAAAAACUACGUGCAUUACGAAAUUUAGAAAGUUUCCAGCCUAAAAAAGCGAAUACUUUUUUUAGAGAAGAUAUCAAUAACUUUUUAACUAAGGUAUCUGAUAAUAAAUACCUAGCAACAAAGAUAAGAUAUUAAGUAACCCCUUCACAUAGUUAUUUCAUUCAUGAGUUGUAUUAAAUGGAAAUAACCCAUUUAAAAAAUCUUGAAUUAGCUUUUUUGGUUAUUGUGCCAAAUACCAAGACAAAAAUUAGCCGAAAAUUCACUCUUACGGAUAAAGUUUAGAAAAUAUGCAAGACAUAUAAAGUUCACCUCCAUUAUACACUCGUGAAUAAAAUACUAUUUUAAUACGCUUACCAGUGGCGAAUUUACAGAUAUACUGCCCGUAGGCUAUUCAUUUUUAACCGCCUUUACUGGCUGCUGAAUUUCUAUACCUUAGCUCACAAUUAUUUAAAUUACACUUUUUAUGAAAAAAAUAUAAUUCUAAAACUAAGAUAAGUAAACCUCUCUCACCUGAACGAUUUGUCACUGCUGACGUGUGCUAUCUCAAAGUUUGAAUAAAUGUAUUCUAAAUGCUGAUCAUACAGAAACAAAGAUAGGCUUGAUGAUCAAAAUCCCUGCGAGUGAAACGUAGCUAUGAAAGUAUACGCAUUCCUGAUAUGUCUAUUUCUAAAUUAUUGAAAUACAUUUUUUCCAGAACACUGGCUUUUCCGUUAGAACCGAUAGUAACUCAAUAUCUCGCUAAAUCCGUUAUAGGCCUCUUACCGAAUAUUUAUGAAACGAAAAACGUGUUAAGUCUGAAGUAAACGCAACCAUUCCAAUAUCUUCAUCAGGUGUCUAAUCAAAUCUUCUAUUUUUGGUUGUCUUCUUUCCAUUUCUCUAGUAUUUUCUCUCUAUACGUUUAUUUCUUCCAAAUACUUGAAAUUCUCUGGUACAUCUAUGGAAAACUUACGAAGUGAUUCAUGAGAAUCUUGUCUUCUUCUUGUAAACAAAAUUUGCCGCCUCUUGAAAUCUGCCUGCUAUUAAAAGCCUCUUGAUAUGAUGCAAUCAAUGCAAUUUCUUGUAAAGUUCUCUUGACAUGAUGCAAUAUAACGUGCAAUCCAAUGAAAGUCGCAAUAUUUCUUGAUCAAAAGCAUGCGCAGAUGAAGUUCAGGUGAUUGUUUCAUGUAUGAUCGCAUAAUUGCGACAUUAUCGAUAUGGUACCAUUUUUAUUGCGCACAAGCUGCAAUUCUAAGAAGAAAUCUAGUUACUUUUGGCAUAACAACCAACCAAAUGUCAGUCUUAGAUCAGCUGACUUUCGUAAAACUAAUCGUUUCGACCUCGUGGUAAAUUUAACCUUAUUUCGAUUUUGUUUUUGCUCAUAUUUAUUGACAAGGUCGAAAUAAUUAGUUUUACGAAAGUCAGCUGAUCUAAGACUGACAUUUGGUUGGUUGUUAUUCCAAAAGUAACUAGAAUUCUUCCUAGAAUUGCAACUUGCAUGCAAUAAAAAUGGCACAAAACCGAUAAUGCUGCAAGUGCGAGAUCUUGCAUGAAACAACUGACAGAAAUAUUGCUUCUUGUAUAUAUUGCACGUUGGAUUGCUUCAUGUCAAGCGGCCUUAAUGUCAAGAAAUGCGAAAUAUUCGUCUUUCCAAUAUUUUGAUCAUGCAAGAAAUUCCAUGCAACUUCUUGCACGUUGCAUUGCAUCAUGUCAAGCGGUUUUAAAUCCACUACUGACGCUUAUAAUAUUUUUAACACGUGAACAAUCAGUUUUAACACUGACAUCGACUAAUAAUCAUCAUAAUACGUGAAAAAAUAAUGUCUUCGUCUAGCCUCAUUCUAAUAACAGCUUUAUAAAUAUGUUUCAAUUAGAUGAUUGAUGACAUAACCGUUUUGUGUGUAUAUUUUAAAUAAUAUUGUAAAAACUAUCAAUCAUUUGAAAAAUAUAAUUGUACACCAGCUGCUUCGCUCUCUUUAUAUUAUAUAUGUGGGCAUUGUUGAUUCAACUAGAUACUGUUAAUAGAUGUAUUGAAUAUCAUUAAUGUUAAUAAGAAUGUGGUUAAUCCACAAAAUUACACUUAUAUAAUUUCGACAUUUUACUUAAAAUAUUUUUAAAAUUUAUCAUCUAGUUUCAUCAACAAUAUCUUUUUUUUUUCACAGUUCAAAACCAUUUUCUAUAUAAUUGGAUUUAUAUGUAUACGAGGCUCAAUUAAAAUAAAUGGAACACAAUAAUGUUUUUGCUCGUGUAACAAAAAGUAUGCUAUUUUGUAAUAAAUGUAAAUAGUUCUAAAUUAUUUAGAAUUGGCUGUGUGUCUACUUAGUCAAAAAAAAUCAUUUACAUUCUUUUACUAUUUCUGUUAGAUAUAUAAAUAUAAUUUAUCAUAAUAUACCCUCUAUGAGUAACAAUUUGAAAUCCAAAUAUCAAAACUUAUCUAGAAUAUCAUUAUUAUAACAAUUAUAACCAAUCUCACAAUAGAAAACAGGAGGAUUUUUGAUAUUUGUUAUUUGGAUUUGAUUAUGUUGUUUGCCAUUUCUAUCUCUAUUUAAGUCAAAUAUAAUAUAUUACCUUUGUG
This is a messenger RNA of Diorhabda sublineata, 9682 nucleotides long. RefSeq lists its product as uncharacterized. The transcript has 5 exons. Gene Ontology annotation, molecular function: receptor ligand activity; BMP binding. Gene Ontology annotation, biological process: animal organ morphogenesis. The record is from RefSeq and is a predicted model, not a curated record. Lineage: Eukaryota; Metazoa; Arthropoda; Insecta; Coleoptera; Chrysomelidae. The coding region runs from base 211 to 1350 and encodes 379 amino acids.